CCAACUUUUGGGCUGGGCCUGCGGGAGCAGGGGUGGAGAGCGGGAGAGGCGAAGGUGCUUCCCUCCCUCCUCCUCCUCCGGCGGCGGAGUUAAGGCCGUGUCCCGUGCCCGCAGCCGGCCACUGCGCCGCGCGGCCCGAGGGCGGCGGGGGGACUGCGCCUGGCAGCCGUGAUGGCGAGCUUGCAGAAGCAGCAGGCUGACCGCCUGGCCGGCAACAUCGACGACAGUCUCCGACGGCGCCAGGACGAGCUCGACCCCGGCCCCAGCCCCGGCUGCCACUCGCUGCCGCCGCCUGCCACCACCCAGUGCUUCCUGGCCCCCGGGCCGUGCCUGCCGCCGGUCGCUGUGGAGGAAGAAGAAGAAGAGGAAGAAGAGGAGGAAGACGAGAGGGAGAAAGGGAAGCCCCGUGACCUGCUGCCACUCUCACACCAAGGGUGGACCUAUGAGGAGCAGUUCAAGCAGCUCUAUGAACUGGACCAGGAUCCGAAACGCAAGGAGUUCCUGGAUGACCUCUUUGGAUUCAUGCAGAAGAGAGGGACACCCGUGAACCGCAUCCCCAUCAUGGCCAAGCAAGUGCUGGACCUGUACACAUUGUACCAACUUGUGACAGACAAGGGUGGCCUAGUUGAAGUCAUCAACAAGAAGAUCUGGCGGGACAUCACCAAGGGCCUCAACCUGCCUACCUCCAUCACCAGUGCUGCCUUCACCCUCCGCACGCAAUACAUGAAGUACCUGUAUCCCUAUGAAUGUGAGAAGCGGGCGCUCAGCUCUCCCAGGCAGCUCCAAGCUGCCAUUGACAGCAACCGUCGGGAAAGCCGGAGGCAGACUUUUGGCACAACAGUCUACAGCUACAUGCCAUCCAACACCCCAGCACUUCUGGGCUCCCACAGGAUGCCUCUGCCAUCUCUUGGCAUCACCACGCACAACUGCAAUCAGUUUGGCCAAAUGCACACUGUUAAACAAGAGAAUAGCAUGCUGGCAGCAGCAGUGCCAGGACACUUUGCUAUCCCAGUGGGACUGCCCAGUCACCAUCUGUCAGUGGCCCAAGCACCUGCCUCACAGGCAGUGGCACUGGACCAGCUGCAAGAGAAGAUGGAGAUGAGCGAGCCCCCAGAGAAGAAGAUGGCCCUGCUAGCAGAGGAGCAGCAGAGGCUGAUGCAACAUGUGCUGCAGCAGAAUCUCCUGGGCAUGGCCUCCCAGUUUCCCAUGAACAUCAAGAUCUCCAACCAAGAUGACAGACAGGAGACCGCAUCGAACCUGUCCACCAACAGCAUUAGCAGUAUCAACAUGUCAAUAGAUAUAAAUGGAGUUGUCUACACAGGUGUCCUGUCUGCCCAGGAGCCCCCGGGCCCACUGAUAUCCGAUGGAGGGAGCACCAACAGCUGGCCAAAACCUGUGCCUGCUCCAAACCCACUGCUCCAAGCCCACUUGCACAGCUGCACUCCCGCCAGCACCUCGCUGUAAGGGAGUUGCGCCCUCCACCCCUGAAAGCAGCUGGGGGUUCCAGGGUCCUGGGGGCCUGAGCUGUGGGACCCAGCUGGGCCAGCAAGGUGAGAUAGCAGACCCAAAGGUGCCUCUUGCUGCAAUACUGAGCCUUCUCUGUGCAAAGCUGUGAGCACCCAUGUGGGCCCUUCUGUCCCUUAGCACUGCAUAUGGGGCCCCUUCUCUGCGUGUGCCAUCCCACACAUGCACCUUCUUUCCCAGGCACUACCCCCCAGUGACCCCCUCCCACACAGUUCCUGCCUGCCAUGCUGCCUGGGGUACCCCUGGGCUUCAUUUAUUGCAUCCCCUACACACUGCAGCUCCUAUAGCCACCCCAAUGCAUGUACCACAGCCCCUAUAUACACCCCAGUGCUAGACUGCAUCCUUCCUGUUCAAUAUGCAACUCAGUGUGCACAGUGCAUCUCUUAAGUAUUUUCACCCCUAUACACGUCUCUAUGCACAUUUACACUAUACACUUCCUUUUAAACACUUUUGAUGUGUCAGCUGCCUCCCCUACCUACCACAUCCCCCAUAUGCUUCUCUAAUGCACAUAUUGUAUCUCCUAUAUACAACUUGGUGCCCACAUGAUGUCACCUGUGCAAACAGUGCAGUCUCUUUGCACUGCAGCCCCCAUAAACUGUAGCCCCUAUACACUGCAUCCCCUACAUACUUCACUCCCUACCCACUGCUGACCCCCCCCAGGCAGCCCUCGUGCACUGCCUGGGCUUGCUUCCCCUGCCCUGAGACAUCCCCCCAGGGUCUUGGGUGCCCCCUGGGCACCCCAGGGUGGUGGCAUCUCAACCACCUGGUCCUUAACUCAGAGAGAUCAUCCUGCGGGCAGAUAAUGGGGAAAAUGGUGAGUGAGGUGUGACAGCUUUUUAGGUGGGGAUGGAGCUUAUAGGGGUGGGGGUGGAGGGUGGGCCUUGAUAUAGGAGCGGGGAUUGCUUGUGCACUUGGAGGAGCUUGUUGGGGGAGACUAGACCAGACCAGACCGGGCUUGACUGGACGAGAAAGCACAAAGGAAAAAGGAAGAAGACAGGGCAAAGGAAAAGGAUGUGAAAGAGGAAAGGAAAAUGAAAGCCCAGCAGUGCUUCCUACUGCUAAAGACCACCUGGACACUGGUGUCCCCAGCCAGCAGGGAAACUGAGGGCAUUCAGAGCUACCUCGUUGAGGUCAGGUGGGUGCCUUCUGCAUCUGCAUGCACUCCUGGGUGCCAAAGCAGGCAAGCAUGGAGCAACACUCACCUCUGCUUCAGUCUGAGAGUCUGGGCCUCAGUGCUGCUGGCUCCCUCAGCACUCCAACGGCAGCCGCACAACUCUUUUAUGUCUAA
This is a messenger RNA of Falco peregrinus (peregrine falcon), 2812 nucleotides long. RefSeq names its product AT-rich interaction domain 3C (gene ARID3C). NCBI's taxonomy places the organism in Eukaryota, Metazoa, Chordata, Aves, Falconiformes, Falconidae. Gene Ontology annotation, cellular component: nucleus. The record is from RefSeq and is a predicted model, not a curated record. Gene Ontology annotation, molecular function: DNA binding. Gene Ontology annotation, biological process: regulation of transcription by RNA polymerase II. The coding region runs from base 172 to 1464 and encodes 430 amino acids. The transcript has 7 exons.